Messenger RNA from Syngnathoides biaculeatus (alligator pipefish), 3910 nucleotides. RefSeq names its product apolipoprotein L domain containing 1a (gene apold1a). The transcript is spliced from 7 exons. Gene Ontology annotation, biological process: lipid transport; lipoprotein metabolic process. Bases 126 to 2261 code for a protein of 711 amino acids. Gene Ontology annotation, cellular component: membrane; extracellular region. Gene Ontology annotation, molecular function: lipid binding. The record is from RefSeq and is a predicted model, not a curated record. NCBI's taxonomy places the organism in Eukaryota, Metazoa, Chordata, Actinopteri, Syngnathiformes, Syngnathidae.
CGCAGAACGACGGCGGCGACAAGGAGGACGGUGCGCCUCCUGGCGGCGGCGGGCUGAGACGCAGGAGGACCAUCAAGAGGAAAAGAAGAGUCGUGUCCUUCAGAGUCAAGACGACGCUUCCCAGGAUGCCAAAAAUCAUGGCGUCGUCACAGGCCCAGGAAAAAAUGCCCCUCAUUGAGGAAAGUGUGGAGAUGCAGGAGAUGAUCCCAACCGAGGAGAGCACAGUGGAAGUCCAGCCGCUGGAGUUGGCAGCCUACCCGACCGAGGGAAACCCCCUGGAAUCGGAGGAGGAGAACGACGGCCUGUUGGAAUGGUGGAAAAACGUCGAAGGCUGGGCCGAGUGGAACGAGGCGGCCAAUUUCCAAGAAGAUGAGGAGGGAAUUGCGAUGGAGGAGGCUGCCGACCGUGUCUACAUGGCGGCGCGCCUGUUCGUGCGGCUCUUCAACCAGCGGGGGGCGUCGUUGCAACAGAGCAUCCUGGAGCUGCUGGCCAUCGCCGAUGCCGCCGACCAGUUCCACAAGAAGACGGUGUCGGCGGCGGUGGGCGGCGGCGUGGCCAGCGUGGCCGGCAGCCUGGCCACCAUCACUGGGCUCAUCCUGGCGCCAUUCACCUUUGGCGCCUCCAUCAUCGUCACGGCGGUGGGCAUCAGCGUGGCCACGGCGGGGAGCAUCACCUCGGCUACGGCCAACAUCACCGACGCCGUCCACUCCAACAUGGACCGCAAGAAGGUGGAGAAGAUGAUCCAGGACUACCAGGAGCAGAUCAAAGAUAUCCGCGAAUGCAUGGAUUUCGUGCAGGAGGGCAUAGACACCCUGCAAGAGUGGGACUUCGAGAAGUACUCGCAGAGUGCCGCAAAGAAGGCGCUGAACCACAACAUAAAGCAUGUCGUGAAAGAAGGAGGCCGGGCAGGGAAAGCCCUGAUGAUCAACACUGACAAGUUAAUCAGCACCGUGCAGGUUCUGGGCGCAGGGGCCGGGGCGGCCAAGGCGGCCCAGGCCAUCAGCGUCACUACUGGGGUCAUGUCGGCACUCUUCCUGGCCCUCGACGUCUUCUUCCUUGCAAAGGACUCCCAUGAGCUGCGCAAAGGCGCCAAGACAAAGUUCGCCUCCAAGAUCAGGGACGUGUGCAAGGAAUUGCAGAAUGGCCUCCUGGAGCUCAACAAGGUUAAAACGCAGCUGCAGAAGACCAUGGACGGGAUCGAAGUGGAGGAGUAUGAGGAGAUCGAGGAAGUGGAGGUAGAGGUGGAUGACGACCUGGAGUCCGAUCCCAAGAAGCUGGCUGCGCUGGAGCAGGAGCUGGACCUAUUAGAGGAGAAACUGGACAAAAGGAUCGAGGAAGGCAAAAACACAGAGAAGGAAAGUGAGUCCAAGGAGAAAACAGAUGGGACAAGGAAGAAGGAUAAACUGGAUAAGGAAAAUGAGAACCGGAUUGCAGCUUCUAAGGAGACUCAUAAGAAAGGGGAAUCAGCAUUGUGUAAAAAACUGGAUUUGUGUAAAAAAGUGGAUGAGAAGGCAAAAGAGAAGGCCAACACUGGGAAAGAACCACCAAGGACAGGAGACUCCAGAGGUAAGCCAGAAUUGGAGAGCAGCCACAGAGAACACGGGGGCAAAGAACCACUGGGUCCAAUGGAGGACUCCAGAAGGAAGGAAGAACAUGAGAGAAGCUACCGACAAGACAGAGCGAUGACUGGGAAUCCCGAACUAACACAGGCGAUCAAUGAGCGGGUCAGUCAUGAGAGACGAAGCAACAGAUCCUCCAAAAACGAAAGCAACACAACAGACAGGACUCAAGAAAAGGACUGGAAGUCAGAAGGUACCGAUAGCAGGGGAUGGGACAGGGAGAAAAGGAUGAGUGGAGACAGUCACAGAAGACGUGACGAAAGGAGGUUUUCAGACCGGAGUCAUGAAUCGUAUGCGGAUGACUCCAUGGAGGAGAAGAUUGCAGCCAGCCAGAGGAGUCACCACAGGAGGUCAGUGGAAGAGGAAGUACGUGGUGACGAGACACGAAGGAGCCGACUCGAGAGCGCUCGGUACAAGUUUGAGAAAGGCGGCAAGGACGAGGAGAAGCAUCGAGGGAGCACCGAGAGUCACAGGAGAGGAAGUGACAGAGGCGAGGCAGGAAGUAACUGGGAGAGGAGAGCAAGUGACAAGGACAAGACAGGAAGUGAUCGAGAAAGGAGAGGAAGUGACAGAGAGCACAAACAAAGUCGUCAAAGUUCUCAUCGUUCCAGCGUCCUGCGAGAUGAUGGCCUCUAUAUUUAGAUUUAGCACUUUGGUGUUUUAAAAAUUGGUUUUACACAAUUGAUCACAUUUAAUGAGUUCUAAAUACUGGUCCUGUUCUUGGUAGGAUUCUGGACAAAAAGUAAUGCACUGUAGUUUGUGAAAAAAUGACUUCUUGGGAGAAGCUAGGUGAGGGUUUUUCUGUCUGACCUUAAAUCAAGACUUCUUGAAAAGAAUUCUUUUGGUCCAGUUCUUCGGCUCAAAGUCCUAAGCAAGACCUUUUGGUUCCAAACUUCUGGGCAACGUUUCAAAAACGUGCUACUGUGUAUUUUUGAGGCAACACAAAAGCCAGUCCGGGCUAUCGCUGUCUGAUCUCAAAGUAAGAGCCACGGCUGUGUUUUUGUCCUAUUCUUUAGGUCAAAGACCUGAGUAAGAUCUUGGUUUUAGGUUGUACUAUUCUGGUUAAUGUCUCAAUCUGCACAUCUAGUCUCAAGAUAGACCUCAGUCUUUUAGUCUAAGUGUUAAGGUGUGUUGCUGCUAGUCUUCUGGCCAGUGUCUUUAUACUACUGUCUUUUGGACACAGACCUGAAGCCAGACCUCGACCUUAAAGUAAGACCCAUUCAAAUAAAUGUCAUUUGGUCCUAGUCCUUGGGCCAAAUUCUUGGAAGCAUCUAGGUAUUCCGGGGACAAGCUUCAGAUGUGGCUAUGUUUUUCUAAGUUUGAAGAUCGUAUUUUGGCUUUUGGCCAACAUCUUUUACCAGACCAAGGCCUUUCUGACCAAUUUUAAAUCCAGACCUACACUGUCUUUAGGUCCAGCUCUGAAGCAUGGCAGUGACGUUUUGGUACUAGUGUUCUGGCCAAAGUCGGCAGCCAUCUUCUUGAACAGCACUAGCUUUUUUGGUCAAAGGCCAAAAAAAGAUCUUGGUACUUUGGUCCUGAUCUUUUAGCCAAACAUGUGAGUAGAAAAUGUUCAUGUUUUUAGUUACACUAUUAUAAAUAUUAAAUAACUUAUUAUUAAAGAUGCUAUUUUGGCUUGUUAUGUUUACCACUGACAUUUUUAUACAAGUCUGGUGUUGGUUGUCUGAUUGUGCAAAUAAAUUUUGUGCCAAUACUGAUACAAAAUUGUGUUUAAUUUAUUUACAAGGUUUUUCAACUAUCAUCACUAUGGAAACAAAUAUUUGGGAUUCAAAUUUUACUUUAGGGAUUUUUUUAAAUUGGAAGAUUAAAAAUGUUAUUUAAAAAAAUGUACCAUACUUUAUUCCGUUAAUCUACACAAAAGAUCCCACAUAAUAAUGCUUGGCAUACAAAUGGACUCUUUUUUAUUCAUAAGACUUUCAAUUUUAAGAAUGCAAAACACUAACACCUUAUUUUUUUUUUAAAAUAAAAAUAGUUCAAUUUUCUGAACUGAAAUAUUUAAUUGUAUUUUUUAUGCAAGGUAGCAACUGACACCAGGAUUUCUUUUAAAUAGCAGAAGCCGAUUGAAAAAUUUUGAAAUACAUUUCAGACAAUGGCAGAUGGAAAUUUACACCUUAAAUAUGAAUUUUAAAAAGUGGUAGAUGGGUAAUCGAAGAUUAGGUGUGCAAUUCAUAUUUAAAAAAAAAAUUACAUAUUCAUGGUUAGCUAAUAGAAGUGAGCACAAUUUUCGAAGUUUCAAAGACUAACUGAUAUCUAAGUACUUGGCUGUGAAAGAC